This is a messenger RNA of Lactuca virosa, 279 nucleotides long. NCBI's taxonomy places the organism in Eukaryota, Viridiplantae, Streptophyta, Magnoliopsida, Asterales, Asteraceae. The record is from the annotation of a GenBank genome assembly.
AUGCUCGUUACUUGGAAUGUAUUGUUUUGGAUUCACCAUCUUAAUGAAACUGAAGGUGCAGGGAAAACUCAUUCAGGUGCUCUCCUCACCUCUCCUUUCAAUGUGGAUGACUUGAAGGAUCAACUGGACAAUAUUGAGAGCAACACUAACACAUUCACUACUAUUUCAAUUUUGGAAGCUAGGUUGAAAAUGGUGGAGGAUGUUGAGAAGAAUAGGGUUGAUUCCUUGGAUAAGACCAAGUGGGAGCAAGAUCUGAAGAAGUUUAAGGGUGAUGAGUAG